Molecule: messenger RNA, 1870 nt
Organism: Blepharisma stoltei
Lineage: Eukaryota; Ciliophora; Heterotrichea; Heterotrichida; Blepharismidae
Source: the annotation of a GenBank genome assembly
AUGCUCAAGCCAAAGCAAUAUGAGGAAUCUUUAAAUAGAAGACUUGCCACAGCACACACGAAUUUUUCAACGUCCGUCAGUGCUCAACAGCGGGCCAAAGUCCUCAAUGAAGCCAGACCCCUUUUAGAUGCCCAUUUGAAAUGCCGAGAAAUUUGGGAAGCUUUGCUAUUAGCAGACUAUAAGAAAGAUGGGCUGUUAAAUGAUGCAGCCCUGCAAUUUCUGCUUGAUAAACAAGCCAAACACCUAGGCGAAUUGUUGCUUGUUAGAAACGUUGACGACUUACUUGAUUUAUUAGACGAAGAUGAAGACGGUUUUUUAAAUGAAGAUGAACAAAUUUUGCUCUUUUCAACUAUAAAAGAAAGAAUGCAGAUCUGCGCUGAUGAAUUAUGCAAUAUUCAUGAAUACAGCCUUUACAAAGAACUAAUGAAAGCUAUUCGUAGCUUGGAAAGUGACAUCAUCAAUUUCCAACGAACUUUGAGGCUACGCACCCAUGAUAAAGAAAUUUCUUUAUAUCAUGAUAUACCACGAACAUCAUUUUUGCUAGGGCUAUUCGACAUCAAUCGGGAAUAUUUUUUGGCAUAGCCAACUCCCCAGGUGAUAAAUAUCCCAAAUAAGAAGUGGACUUGCUAUUUAGGGAGUUGGCAAAACCAAAAAAUAUGGGUAGCCUACUACCAGAUUGACGUCGGAUAGCCCGAGCAAAAAGGAGGCUCUGGCUAUAUAGGGAUACAAAAAAAAGAAAAAUUCAAAGAACAGUGAAAUAAAAUUUUUGAAGAUUUCGCAACUGACUGCCAAGAAAAAAUGCAAAAAUUGAAAGAAAUUCAUGCCAGACAGAUUGAAGAGCUAAAUGAAACUUUGCAAAAAGAUGUGGAAUUUGUAAAAAUCAAGCCAAAGCCUGUUAUGAAAGAAUUGCAAGUUAGAGAAAAGGUGGUAGCUAUAAAUGAAAGAUAUGCAGAAGCACAACAAAUAAGAAAUGAACUCAAAAGCUUAGAAAUCGAAGAACAAAAUCGAGUGGAAAACAAAAUUUUAGAAGAACAAGAAAAGAAAAGAAAAAAACUGUUAAAAAGGCAAGAAAAAGAAAUAAAUCAUGUUUUGAUUAAAAAUAGCACAGAAUACAAUAAAUUGAAAAUAAAAAUGCAGCAAGAUGAAAUCAGACUCGAGAAAGAAAUAAAAUUGCAUAUACAUGAUAUCACCAAAAAUCAAAAUCUCGCAAGCAGGCUCGCAGAAAAAGUAGGGAUGACAAGAGAUGAACUCAGGAGAACGAAAGAAAAAUCGAAAAAAUUAAAAGAGUUUUUAGCUGACAACAAGAAAGUCCAGCCAAGACGCAAAAAUUUAGCCAUAUCAACAGCACCUGCCAGCUUUUUGCCAGGCACUACAAAAUCUAAAUCAAUUGUCAAUAAAGUCGGAGCAAUGAGUACGGUUAGUGCUUCCCUUGGUUACAGAUCAACAAGUCCGUUGCCACUUAUUUUAUAUGAAUUUUUUCUCCGUGCACAUUUCCCUGGAUUUUAGUUAUAGCUUUCCCUCGUGAUACAAUAGUUUAAAAAAAAAAAAAAUUAUAUCAAAUUUAUCACGAGAAAAAAAUUCGACCAAAAAUGCCGAGGAAUGCAGAGGAGGAAAAUUUUUCAUCAAAUGGCAAAAAGUAGCAAGCCCAUUAAAAUAUACUCUCAAAAACGUCACAAAAUUCAAUAUAAAAAGCGAUGCAACAGGAAAUGAUCGGCCUGUAAAUGUUCUUCCUGAUUAUAUGACAUCAACAUCUUUAACUAGUAAAACUGGGAAAUUAUUAAAGCAAUCUAACAAAGAAAAAGACUCAUUUCCAAGACUUACAAAUUUUUAUAAUGACAAGCUGGAAAGAGUUGAGGAGAAUUUAAUAUAA